AAAAACGCCGAAAUAUGACGGAAUUGGCUAGGAAGAUAUAGAGAUCUGCUUCUUUUAACAAGUGAUACCUUACUUCAAGGCGGUCAUUUUUAUUCGAGUGUGUGGUAACAUUUGUAAGACUAUGGCAAUCACAGUGGACAGAGCUAAAAUUGGAGUAGUACUGCUGGGCUUAGUAGGUGUACUGCUGUUAGUUAUAGGAAUUGUAGCCUUAUCAAUUUUCCCUUCAAUAUUAAAAGCAAAGAUAGAAGAGAAUCUAGUCCUCGAAGAAGGUAAGGAAGCUUAUGAGAAGUGGAAGAAAACUCCUAUUCCUGUGACAUUUAAAGUGUUUAUUUUCAACAUCACAAACCCUAAAGAAGUCGCAAAUGGAGCGAGGCCUCGAGUUUCUGAAGUUGGACCUUAUGUUUUUAAACAACUAAGAAGCAAAGAUGUUUUGCAAUGGAAUGAAGAAGAGAAAACGGUCACAUACAAUGAUUUAAAACAGUACCAUUUUGUGCCUUCACUAUCAGCCAAUAUGUCUGAAAAAAUUUACAGCCUUAAUUUACCAUUGCAGGGUAUUAUUAUGUUCGUCAAGAAACUGGCCUAUUUUGCAAGAGCGAUGAUUGUUCCAGCCUUGGAAAAUAUGCUAACAACUUAUAAUGAAAAGCUUUUCACACACAAAACUGCGCGGGAACUUCUCUUCGACGGUUAUAAAGUAGAGCUUAUAGAAGAUUUACUUGAUCUGGCGAAACCUUUCGUUUCCAAAGUGCCACAGAUUUUGCCAAAUAAUACAUUCGGAUUUCUGUAUGGGAAAAAUAAUUCUGGAGAUGGCAUAUUCUCAGUAUUUACUGGAGAAGACGACAUUUCGAAAUAUUCGCAAAUUGUUCGAUGGAAUAAUAUGUCAAAAAUACCAUUUUGGAAGGAUGACUUCUGCAAUAUGAUGAACGGGACAGAUGGUUCUCAGUUCCCUCCUCCAGUGACAAGACGAGACAUCUUAUAUGUAUAUACUCCAGAAUUAUGCAGGUCAGUAUUUCUGGAAUACGAAAAAGAUGUUCUGGUGCAAGGAAUACCUUCCUUAAGGUUCGUGACGCCUGAACGAUUAUUUGCUAGUCCCAAACAAAAUCCUGACAACAUGUGUUAUUGCACAGAACCUGAAUACUGCGAACUAAGUGGUAUACUGGAUGUAUCGCCCUGCAGAAAAGGUAUGAAGCUUGCUGUAACAGGACCUCACUUUUACCAAGGUCACAAAGCUUUCGCUGAGCGAGUAGACGGGCUUACACCUUCAAGAGAAGAGCACGAGACUUACGUUGACAUAGAACCAAAUACAGGCCUUGUUUUAAGAGCAUCGAGGAAACUGCAGAUGAACUUCAUACUAGACAAGUUUGAGGAAUUAGAGGAGACUAACUCCGUCCAAAUGAAUGUUAUUCCUCUCAUCUGGGUUACAGAAGAAGCAGAGAUUGACAGUGAAGUAGCUGCCUUAUUCACAGCUAAAGUCCGAACCCCUAUAACAGUAGCUAAGUCAGUUCUAACAGCUUGCAUAGUAUUGGGAAUUCUUUGGAUCGUUACAGCUGGAUUUGUCACAGUAUAUAUUCUCAUGAAGCAACAGAAAACUGCUCAGGCUGUUAUACGAAGUAAAUAUGCCCGUGUAUCACAGAAAGCGGAUGAAGUGAAAAAGAAUCCUAAUGUGCAUGCCUAGUCAAAGUGAAAUCACCUCUGCAAUAAAAUACCAAAUUAUCAUUUGCUCAUGAAGCAAUACCAUUAGCCAUCAUAUAAGUGAUAUCAAGUGCCCUUAGUCAUCUUUGUUUCUUUCAUCAACCUAACAAAAAUUUGUGUUUUCCUGUGCAUUUUGACUGGUUUUCAGGGCACGAACUUUACUAUUGAGGAACUGUUUAUUUGAAAUAAACGAACCCUGAAAAUGUUCAUAUUUGCAUGCAUGUAUAAAAAAAAUGCAAAGAUUAUUAUGAAUUGAUAAGUGUAAUGCAACUUGUUUCCUUGAUUCUAUACUAGUAAUUUUUACCUAUUUGUAAAUAGCUUCUUGUAAAUCUUCUCAAUUUUUGAUAAUUUUUCUAGCAUGAAAGGUUCUCUUAACUGCUUUUAUCAUGUUAAAAUCAGUGCAUUUUAUUUAGUGUAAUUCUCAGGUUCUUGUAAAAUUAUUUGCACUUCUGCAUAAAAUAUACAUUGUAUCAUUUUUCAUUCAUGACUGUUAGUACAUAUUCAGUGAUCUGAUGCAGUGAAGUCUGCAUAAUUAUUCUAUUGUAACCUUUAAAGUAUUAUAACCAAAUUUUUAAAACCCUGAAAGUCCUAAUACUUAAUGCUGAUAUUUGGUGAGCAUAAGUUCCUCUAACGAUAGCAUUCGUUCUAAGACUUGGUUUCCAAAACUUGAGAAUCAGCUUUUAUGCUUAUAGGAUUGUAACGUUGUUUUAGACGUUCAAAAAAGACAAAGCAAGCUAUGUGGCGCUGUGAGACUGAUUUCAGGUUUUAAUACAUUAAAGGAACUUGUAUACUGACUAAGCAUUUUUCAGGUAUCCAUUAAAUUUUAAGAACCUUCAUUCGCAAAUUAUUUUGUUUCCUAUAAAUGCUCACUAUUUUAUUUUUUGUGCAGAUUUUUGUGUAUUUCCCUAAUAAAAUUGUUUUUGAGAAA
Molecule: messenger RNA, 2617 nt
Organism: Stegodyphus dumicola
Lineage: Eukaryota; Metazoa; Arthropoda; Arachnida; Araneae; Eresidae
Product: lysosome membrane protein 2-like
Cellular component (GO): cytoplasm; membrane
Molecular function (GO): scavenger receptor activity
Source: RefSeq, a predicted model, not a curated record